This is a messenger RNA of Tripterygium wilfordii, 1125 nucleotides long. RefSeq lists its product as uncharacterized. Bases 469 to 1125 code for a protein of 218 amino acids. Lineage: Eukaryota; Viridiplantae; Streptophyta; Magnoliopsida; Celastrales; Celastraceae. The record is from RefSeq and is a predicted model, not a curated record. The transcript has 2 exons.
UGUAGCCCAGUGCAGAUUUUUUUAAAAAAAAAAUAAUACUUAUACAGAUAUAUAUACAUAAAUAGAGGCUAGGCCCAUUAUUCUUAUUAUACAAGUUAUGAGUUAAUAAACUAAGGCCCACUAUCAAUUUCUCUCCCAAUUCUUAAUAAACCAAGGCCCAUGAAUGAUAAUCCAUGACCAUCUAAGAAGCCCUUCAGCCCUUCACUGCUUCACAGUAACCUGAUUCACCUCUUCCGAAGUGGCUUUUGAGUCUUCGAGAAUUCGAAUUUUCCACAGUAGCUUGCUUGUGCCGUGCGAGAUUCAACUCCACUUCCACCCUCUAGUGCGGCUGCUCAUCCUAAUUCCUAUGCUCCUGCUUAUAUAAGGUUGGUAUAACUUAUAAGGGUAUGAAUGAUGGUAUUCCACUUGUAGCCCAUUAGCCCCUAAUUGUAUUUUUUUUAUGCUCAAUCGUGACAAUUUUUUAUUGUAAUGGCUGCAGCCUGCAGCGUCCUUUAUUGCUCAUAUUUGCUCACAGUGAAGUGGCCGACAAAGAUAUCAUCCCCUUGUAAAAAGGUUAUAAACGUAAUGGCCCAUCAUCAACCACCACCUAAAAGAGGGAAAACUCUAUUUUCCUUCUUUAAAAAGAAAGAUGGUAUUCCUGAUGAUCAACAAAAUGCAGCAGCACAAACUUCAAUUCCUAAUUUGCGCACUUCUGAAACUGUUGUGGUUGAAAGUUCAAUUCCUAAUGUGCACACUAUAGACACGACUUCUUUUCAACGAGAUCCAGGCUUACGUAUCCCAAUUAAUGGUUAUCCAGUUAAUCAACGAGAUGAGAUUAGACGUAAAUAUCUAAAUGCAGGGCCUUUUCAACCAAAACUUUCUGAGUAUCCUGGGACAGAAGUUGGGGACCAGCAUCGCCGAUUUCAGUAUGCUUGGUACAAAAAAUUUCCAUGGUUGGAGUAUUCUCCUUCUAAGGAUAAAGCAUAUUGUUUUCCGUGUUUCAUUAUUGAGACUAAAAGUAGCUCUGCUUUAGUUAAUGAAGGGUUCAACGAUUGGAAGAGAGUUAACAACGGAGAGAAAUGUGUAUUUCUUGUUCAUGUUGGAAGUGUAUCUUCAUCACAUAACAAUUGUGUGAGAUGUGUCUAG